This is a messenger RNA of Trichoplusia ni (cabbage looper), 1867 nucleotides long. It is a transcript of the gene CPG13, whose product is annotated as proline-rich protein 4-like. Lineage: Eukaryota; Metazoa; Arthropoda; Insecta; Lepidoptera; Noctuidae. The coding region runs from base 527 to 1627 and encodes 366 amino acids. The record is from RefSeq and is a predicted model, not a curated record. The transcript has 2 exons.
CAUAACAUACGCUUAAGUAGGUAAAUGCGCAUAAACCAACAUCCUUAAAUGUUAAGCACCGAUAUAAAUUACGAACUAAACCAUUAUAAACAUAUCGCAAACUACAAUUACGAUUGAAGUUGUAAUAUUUGGACAGGAUGGCGAACCGCAUUAAAUGCCAAGCGGAAACACUAAGUUAUAUUUACUUAAACAUACGCAAUUGCAAAAUAUGAAAAUACACAUAACAAACGCAAUUAACACGUACACGAUUAAAUAAGAAAAAUAUUAACGUCUAUCUAUCAAAGAUCGUGAUAAUUAGUGCAAAGAUUAAUUAAAGUUUUUUUUUUAUCAGAACGCGCGGCGCGUCUGUGUUGUGUUCGUCGCGACGGCCAGCCGAAUACGAAGGACUCGCGUAUACAAAACAACCUAUUCCCGCAAGGGGGGCGAUGGCGAAAGUAUCGCCAAAUAACCACCUAUAAAAACACACGGCACAGUCCAAACAGUAUCCAGUUCGAUUCCCGACACCAACCACCAUUGAAGAGGCAUAAUGAAAACAACGUUCUGCUUAGUUUUCCUACUGGUAGCCGCCGCGGCUGCCAGUGAGAAGAAGACGACAGAAAAGAAAGCGGAGCCAUUGGACAAGAAGUUGGACAAACGUGGCCUCUUGAACCUCGGCUACGGAUACGGCAUUCACGGACUGGACGUCGGUUACAUCGGCAGCGGACACGGAUUCGGUGGAGCUUACAACCUUGUUGACGACCACGCCUACAGCGGCUACAGCGGCUAUGGCAUCAACCUUGGUCAACACUCUGACACCACGAAAACGAUCACCAUCGUGAAAGGUGUCCCCUACCCCGUGUCCGUCGAGAAGCACAUCCCCUACCCCGUCGAGAAGCCCGUGCCUUACCCAGUCAAGGUGCCCGUACCCCAGCCCUACGAGGUCAUCAAACACGUGCCUGUUCACGUGAAAGAGUACGUUAAAGUCCCAGUCCACGUUCCUGCUCCCUACCCGGUUGAGAAAAAGGUACCUUACCCCGUCCACGUUCCAGUCGACAGGCCCUACCCCGUGAAGGUUCUUGUCCCUCAGCCCUACCCUGUUGAGAAGCACAUUCCUUACCCCGUCAAGGUGCCAGUGCCCCAGCCCUACCCCGUGGAGAAACACGUGCCAUACCCUGUCGAAGUUAAGGUUCCUGUCCCUCAGCCCUACCCCGUUGUGAAACACGUUGGUGUCCCCGUUAAGGUGCCCGUUGACAGGCCCUACCCCGUGCACGUACCUGCUCCAUACCCCGUCGAGAAGCCCGUCCCAGUCGCCGUGCCCGUUGAGAAGCCCGUGCCUUACCCAGUGAAGGUGCCCGUCGACAGGCCUUACCCCGUCCACGUAGAGAAGCCUUACCCAGUCCCAGUUAAGGUGCCCGUCCCAGAGCCCUACCCAGUCUACAAGCACGUGCCCUACCCAGUAGAGAAACCCGUGCCCUACCCCGUCAAGGUGCCCGUCGACAGGCCCUACCCCGUCCAUGUAGAGACCCCAGUCCCCGUGGCUGUUGAGAAGCCUUACCCAGUACCUGUCAAGGUCCCAGUCCUCUACAACGAGCACGACUUCCAACACUCCAGCCACUCAAGCUUUGGUGGCUCCUACUACAGCCAUUAGAAUAAUUCUAGCUUUAAUAUAAAAGUUCACAAUUAUCAAGAUAUCAUUGAAGAGUUUAUUUAUAAUCUCGACUUGUUAUGGCCGGGACACCAGCAAAAAAAGAACACAAUCAUCAUUUUUUUUAUAUUUAUAUGUAACACCAUGUAUGUAUGAGCGUACGUGUACGUAGUGAUAUAAAGGUUACCAUUUUAGGUUAAGAUGAAUGUAAAAAAGUAUGAAAAAAUAAACGAUAAAAUAUUA